CGCCGAACUUGCCCGUGUCGCCGAACACUCACAGAGCCAUCCGGGGUUUGUUGGGUGGCGCUCAGCUGGCCGUCACCGAGCCACUGAUUCUCUGAGGUCCUGCAGGCACUCAUCACGCUGACAUGGCACUCUCCGCGGCUUUCAUCCUCCGCCAGGGGCUGAGGUGCAGCAGGGUGGUGCGAUCAGGGAGCAUCUUCAUCAGCCACACGAUGCCUUCCCGGUUGCUGCACCAGGGUGACCCACCAGCCCUUCCCCAGCUGCCGGUGCCACACCUGCAGGACACACUCACAAAGUACCUCAAAACAGUUAAGCCACUUGUUACAGAGGAGGAAUAUAUGGUUACAGAAGAAAUUGUGAAAAAAUUUGGAAAUAGUACUGGAAUUGGUACCAAGCUGCAACAAAAACUAGAGGAGAAAAAGAAGGCAACAGACAAUUGGCUGGCUGACUGGUGGAUCAAUGCAGCAUACCUGGACUGUCGAGGACCUCUGGUGGUGUGGUCUUCACCUGGACUUGUGUUCCCUCUUUUGGAAUUCAAGACCCUAGAUGACCAACUUAAUUAUGCUGCUAAAGUCAUUGCAGGGACUCUUGACUACAAAAUUAUGGUUGAUGAGAAAACAGUUCCAGUGGACCGCAUGGGAAAGGACGUUUUAGAUAUGUCUCAGUACUUCAAGAUCUUGGGUACCUGUCGCAUUCCUGGAGUAACGAGAGAUACAAUACGAUUUUAUGGACAAGAGCCAGACCCUCCAAAGCACAUAGUGGUGGCACAUAAUAACCAUUUUUUCAAGAUUGAUGUUUAUGAGCAUGGCAAGCCACUGAAUGUGCGGCAGUUGGUACAUCAGUUACGCAAUGUGGUAGAGCGUUCCACUCACCCCACAGUGCCUGUUGGUAUCCUCACCACACAGAACAGAAAUGUGUGGGGCAAGGCUUACAAGAUGCUCAGGAAAGACAAGGUAAACAAAGCCUCUCUGGAAGAGAUUCAGCGGUGUAUAUUUUUGGUGGCUCUGGAUGGGCCUGUUGUCAAUCCAACCAGCAACAUUAUGACAGAUGCCGCCCUUGAGUGUGUCCAUGGCAAUGGUCCUCAGGGCUAUGCUGGCAACAGGUGGUACGACAAGACCAUCCAGUUCAUCAUUGGGAAGAAGGGCAUUGUGGGCCUCACUUACGAACACACUCCUGCUGAGGGCCCUCCUAUUGCCAACCUUAUGGACCACAUCAUGGACUAUAUAAACAACUCACCAAAGGAUGAUGUACAGGCUGAGCACGCAGACCCUCGGCCGCCAGCAGUGGAGCUGACCAGACCACAGCGUCUCAUGUUCAAUGUGGGGCAGGAAGUCAAGCAGGAAAUAGAAGAUGCCAAGAUUGCUUUGGAAAGCUUAGUUGGCGACUUGGAGAUGACUUGUUUCAAGUUCACUGGUUUUGGUAAGAAUUUUAUCAAGUCUCAGAAAAUGAGUCCUGACAGCUUCAUCCAGAUGGCCAUUCAGCUUGCCUUUUACAGGAUUCAUGGGGAGCCUGGUGCCCACUAUGAGUCUGCCUCCACAAGGAAGUUUGUCCAAGGCCGCACUGAGACGAUACGUUCCUGCUCUGAGGAGUCAGUGGCUUUUGCCAAGGCCAUGCUGAACCCUGAACUUGACAAUGCUGAAAAGGCCCAGGCACUACGCAGUGCUAUUGAUGCACAUAAAAACUAUGCAAAAAAUGCUGUGAAUGGUUUGGGGGUUGACCGCCACCUUCUUGGACUCAAAUUGGCUGCUAUUGAGGCUGGGAUGGACGUACCAAAACUCUUCAUGGACGUUGGAUAUCUGCGCAGCUCUCACAUGCGUCUCUCCACCAGCCAGGUUCCAGCCAGGUGUGAGGCCUUCAUGUGUUUUGGUCCCCUGGUCCCAGAUGGAUAUGGGUGCUGCUAUAACCCUAGAGGAGAUGCUGUGUUCUUUGGUUUAUCUGCCUUUAACUCCUCCCCAGAGACAGACUCAGCCACUUUUCGAAAUGCCCUAGAGGAAAGUUUAAUGGAUAUGCAUGAUGUGGCACUGAAAGAAGGACUCAAGGCCAAACUAUAAACUGUAUAUGAGUAUGUUAAUAGUUGUUUUAUGAUAACAGGUAUGCAUUUCAGAUAAUUAGGUUAAAAUCUGGAGCCUUAAGGAGAUACAGAGAUAAACUUGUUGAAAUAGAUAGAUUGUGUGAAAUCUUCUCUUUAUUGGUUUAACUACUUUUGUGUAUCUCUGGAUGGGAUCUCAUGUUUGCUGGAAGAGACAAGUGAUGCACAAGAACCAUAUGAAAAGAGAAUGUCUUAAGUUUAUUGCAUUAAUUAACAUAAUUUGUAAUUCUGACAUAUCUUGCCUUCCAUUGCUCCUGUUUGCUUGCUUACCCAAGCUUGAUAUAUUUCAUAACUUUACUUGCUUAAGUAAGUUUAUGAGGAUAUUUAUAGAUAAUUAGAAUUGUUUAAGAACCUCGUGAGCACUAUCAUAAACACAUUAGAAGUCUUGUAAUUAGUUAGAUUCAUAUACAUAAUUCCAAAGGUUGUCUCCAAAAGAAGUGACAAUGCUACUUGUGACCCAGACAUGAAUAAAUGCUUCUUAUGACUGUGAUGUGUAGAAAUGAACAUUUUAAGGUUGCAUUUACACAGGCAGAGUUAAAAUUUUCCUUACCUAAGAAAUGCUAUGCUUUUGUGGGAAUAACCUAGAUUAUUAAUUUCUUGAUGAGGAGGUGCUUUUGUUUCAGAUAUUAGAUAGGUUCUUGUACAAUAAAUUUAUGGUUCUUUUCUGCCAGUUACAUAAGAGUUUGGUUUUUAUUUUAUUUCUAUGAUAGGAAUCUACUAAAUGUGUUUGAUGUGAAAUAUAGAGACCACACAUGAUGAAAACUUGUUAUUAGUGCAGAAUGCCUUUGUCCCCACACUGGUUAUGGUCUCAAUGUGUAAUCUUGCAUGGACUGGUUGUGUGUGUGUAGUAACAAUGGUGAAUAUUAGUCUUUUGUUCAGAAAUUGAAUAUAAAUUGUAUGGAACCUGCUAUUGAAGGUACAAAACUAUCUUGGAUUAUUCAAGUUUCCUGUCAUUAAGAUGUGUGUAGGUACUGUUAUGAUAUGCUAAUAGGCCAUGUUUUUCCAUAUGGUAUUAGGAUGUGUGAGAUCACCAGUAAGUUUAUAGACAAAUGUAUAAUCUGUUGACCAGACUGAAAUGUUUGUCUAUAUAAUUAUUUUUAUGAAAAAUG
Portunus trituberculatus (swimming crab) is the source of this 3195-nucleotide messenger RNA. It is a transcript of the gene CRAT, whose product is annotated as carnitine O-acetyltransferase-like. Gene Ontology annotation, molecular function: carnitine O-acetyltransferase activity. The record is from RefSeq and is a predicted model, not a curated record. NCBI's taxonomy places the organism in Eukaryota, Metazoa, Arthropoda, Malacostraca, Decapoda, Portunidae. Gene Ontology annotation, cellular component: peroxisome. Gene Ontology annotation, biological process: carnitine metabolic process, CoA-linked.